Molecule: messenger RNA, 4424 nt
Organism: Stegastes partitus (bicolor damselfish)
Lineage: Eukaryota; Metazoa; Chordata; Actinopteri; Pomacentridae
Gene: rnf11b
Product: ring finger protein 11b
Exons: 3
Coding region: 428-892 (154 amino acids)
Biological process (GO): ubiquitin-dependent protein catabolic process
Cellular component (GO): ubiquitin ligase complex
Molecular function (GO): ubiquitin protein ligase activity
Source: RefSeq, a predicted model, not a curated record
CCUGUAAACUGGAAAGUCCCUGACAGCCGGAGCGGUCCCGGGCAGCGAGAAACGGCGGUCGGUGUUGUCAUUUUAAACGAGCGACGCGAACGCUUUCCUCUCCUCGCUUCCGCCGCGGGCGUACGACUCCGCGAGGCCGCCUCUGCUCGCGAUUUCCCCCCGAGUAGAUGCUCCGCUCCGAGUGCUAGCUGCUGUUAGCAACGGCUAGCUCUUUGUGUGGCUAGCUGCUAGCCGAGCGAUGUUUUGUUGUUGUUGAGCCGAGCAGCCCUCCCGUCGUCUGGGAGCGGAGACCCGUCAGCUGUGUGUGUGUGUGUGUGAGUGAGCGUGUGUGUGCAUAUGUGUGUGUGUGUGUGUUUGUGUGUCUCGACGCCGUGAAAGUGACCCGCUAGCCGACGACAGGAGAGUAGUUUGACCGAAGAGGGAGGAGAUGGGAAACUGUCUGAAAUCUCCCACAUCGGAUGACAUUUCUUUGCUACACGAGUCUCAGUCGGACCGGGCCAGCUACGGAGACGGAGCUGACCCCGACCAGGAGCCACCGCCCCCCUACCAGGAGCAGAUCCAUGUGCCUGUUUACCACCCAACGCCCAGCCAAGCCCGACUGGCCACCCAGCUGACGGAGGAGGAGCAGAUUCGCAUCGCCCAGCGCAUCGGGCUCAUCCAGCACCUUCCCAAGGGCGUCUAUGACCCGGGGCGGGACGGCUCGGAGAAAAAAAUCAGAGAGUGCGUCAUCUGUAUGAUGGACUUUGUUUACGGAGACCCGAUCCGGUUCCUGCCCUGCAUGCACAUCUACCACAUGGACUGUAUAGACGACUGGCUGAUGAGGUCCUUCACCUGCCCUUCCUGCAUGGAGCCGGUGGACGCCGCACUGCUCUCCUCCUACGAGACCAACUGACACAGACACCCCCUCGGACCAGACUGGACACACACACACACACACAAACACACACACACACAUGGAAUAUGCACACAAAUGGAAAUACACACAACUUCCAUGUUGCUAACUUAUAUCCUGCAUUAGUAAGAUGGUAAUAUCAAAGCAAGUAACAAGACGUGGGGUGGAUUCUGUGUGUUUGUGUGAGAGCAUGAGUGUGUAGAUAUACGUGUGUGUGUGUGUGUGUGUGUUCACGGUGCACAGUUUCCUCAGUUGGCCUGCUGGACAGGAUUGCAUCUGGGAAAGGACCGGAGGGAUGAAGAGUGUUGAGAAGACAGGAGCUGACGGCGGUGGGGUCAGGGGGAGUGCUGAGGGAAGUGGAGGGGGAAGGAUGGCGGCGGUGGUGGUUAAGGAACAUUUCCAAGAUCUGCUUUUAGAUAUGCGAUACAUGCACACAAGCGAACACACACUUCCUUUAUUUACUCCCAAUCAAAAGUGAGCCAGAGUGCAGAAGGACACGUGACCUCCAUCGCCGGGCUGCAGGUUGUGUUUGUUGGACUGCCGAAGCCUGGACUAAUGUAACGUCGUACUGCAGGACAACGGGGGGCAGGAGGGGAGGAAACGCCCUGCAGAGUCAUACAUGCUGCAAAAAACUGUCCCAGAUGCAGAUAUGUGGUUGGUGGGGGGGCAGAAACGCCCUGCAGAGUCAUACGUGCAGAUAUGUGGUUUACAGACUGCUAGAGAUGGACAGCGGACUCACAGAGGCCUCCUCAGGUCGUCUCUCUGUACAGAUCUUUCCCGAGAAAAAACCAGAUCGGUGGGUGGAUUUGAUUGAUUGUCCCGUGGCUUCGUGAAAUCUGUUCUGUUUGUUUAUCAGUCAGCAUAAGGGCUCCGUUGAACCGACAACACAGACAUGACAAGAGGAAAUCCAGUUUUAGCCGCUGAUGGGAUGGAGAGACGGUCGCUGCCGAGCUUUUGUCUCCUCGGCCAAAGCACAAGUAGACCAGUUAACAAACCAUUGAUUAUGAAUCAGAUAUUUGCACUUGUUAAUCAUACGUGUGACAAGAGGACCAUAUGCAUUCAGUAAUUAUGUCGACGAGAAGUUUCUGAUUUGCUUUGUGUACAUCCUCAUUACUGAUUUGUAACGAACAGCGGGGAGCCGGAGCGGAUACUUAAUUUAUUACAGGGGACAUUAAUCAAACUACUGAAUUAAUUCCGAGGUUUGUGCCCACGUAAACGUUGUAAAGGUCCCAUAUUGUGGUUUAAGGGAUGUUCUCAGUGAAGACCAGUGAGCUGCUGCUGUUCCCCUUCAGGCAGAACUCGCCUCCUCUGCAGAGGCGUCACAAAGCAUCUCAGAGGGAAUUCUUUCCUACUCGUAAAGCUGGGUAGGCUGGACAAAUAGCAGAAUUAAAUUAAUGUCUUAACAGCUUUUAUUUUGCUCCUCCUGAGGGCUGUGCUACGAAGCGAAGGUGGCUCUCUUUUAACCUGGCUAGAUCACCACGGCAACUAAUGCUGUGAAGCUAACCCGGUCCGAGCAGGUUACGGUCAGAGUUUGGAUUUGAAUCGACUGGAGGAAGCUCCUCCCUUUAGCUACAUCACUUCCUGAUGAUUCUCUUAAAGGCGACACAGAUUCUCAGAUGUGUAGUGAUGCACGAUAUUAAAAUUUCUGGCCGAUACCGACAUCCGAUAUUAAGAUUUCUGAUAUCGCCGAUAACCGAUAUUGCCGAUGUCGAUAUUCAGCUUUUGUUUACACCGAAGAAUGAGUUUAAGUAAGCACUGUGAGAACGCUAUUCAAAAGAAGUCCAAUUUAGACCACAUGGUCUUCUUAUUACGGAGCAAAAGAAAAAAGCAUAUUUAAUGUUCAAGUCCAGGACACUUUAAGUAGAAACAUCUGUGAGAUAGCCGCGAUAUCAAACGUAGAGACGAAGGCGCUGAUGUUAGACAAUCAUCGGCUCAGUUUGUUCAUCGGACCGAUACCGAUAUGUCGGCAAAAAACACUAAUAUCGGCCGAUACCGAUGUGGUCGCCGAUAUGUCGUGCAUCCCCAGAAAUGUGUAAUAUCUGCAAAUGUGUUUAGCUGUAUCGUACUGAAAUCGCUGAAUGAAGCCGUAGUUACAGUAUCCCACACUGUAUGCAUCAUGUUGCCAUGGAAACCCAGCAUAUUUCUGGCUGGCGAUGCAGAAAUCACAUAAAUCAGUUUUCUUGUUUGGCUCUGAUUUGCUUCCAGUACCAGUUACGCUGCUGGUGCUGCAGCUGAUAGAAAAUGGAUUAUCCUACUGGUAUGUAUUGCAGACAAUAGUCAAUAAAUGGCAUUAAUUUCACUUGGAUUUGACUAAAAGUUAAAGUGAUACUCUGCAUUAUGGGGCAGCGUUGGAGCUAAAUGCACUUCAAUACGAUAAACAUUUAAAUAUUUGAAGUUUAACAGCUCUAAUGUGCAGCGUUCAGUUAGAAAUAAGCAUCAGUCAGUAAAAUACAUUUUGAUUUACCAGUUUUCUGCCAGCGUUCCUGUCUUACAUCAUUUGCAGUUUUAUUACUGCAUCCCUCAUCGUUCUCCAUUAAAGCAACCUGUUCGCUAAAGUAGGCGGCACACGAUUGUUUCACUUGGCGUGGACGAACGUGCACAUGAUGCAUUCAAAGCCCGCUUUUCUGUGAGCAGUCUGAAGCAGAAGGCCUGAGUGGACUAAAAAAGUCGACAACCACGGUCGUGAUACUCGUUAUCUCUGACUGGGAGUUUAGUUUGUGUCCAGCCGAUUUACCAAAAGAAAGCCCGGCUGUGUCAGACUUGCUUCGUAGUGCAGCCGUCUGGUCUGGAACAACCACCAAACACAAGGAAGGUGGAUUUUCACCAUAUGGGACCUUUAAAACAUACACAAGUUUGGGCUCUUCUGGUGUGUUUGAAUAUGUAAAAUCACGUCCUGUGCUGCGGCAAACGUGUUCAUUUGAUCAAAACUCAGACGCAGAAAUCGUUCACGCUGGCGAGGUGCCGCCGUCAGAAUCCGGUUUGCAUGUCAGUUGCAUUUGCAUUUUUACUUUCUUCUUUUUCUCUAUCUAAUCUAAUCUCACCACGUUUCAAAAUGUCUGUCGGCCAAGUCACCCGGUUUCCUGUAAAAGCACAAAGAAGCGCGACUGCUCGGUUGGAUUUUUUUCUCUCCUCCCCGCUAACGUCGGCCCGUGGGACGCAGACACGGAUCCGUUUGAAAACACGCCUUUUACGUGAUCCGUGUGUGUUCGUCCUCUCUGUUGGAGAAAGUUCGUUGGGCGGCAGCCAGCACCUUAGUUUUUGCACAGUACUUUAAAUGUACUCAACUCUUUAUGUUGUACCUCCAUCAUGAAGGUGGAGCUUCAUGGCCUUAGGUUACACAGGAGCGAGCGUUGGCACCAGCUGCUACAAGUCCGGCAAGAAAAGGAGAAGCGGAGGAGACGACGAUACGCAGACUGUUUGGAUCGCAAAUGCUGUCGCCGAGUUGUCCGCCAUUGUACAUGUCAUAUCAUGAAGAAAACGGAAAAUUGUCCCGCUGCAUUGUCACACAACUAAUAAAUGAAUUGUCAGUGUA